AUGUAUUCAUUUCAAGUAAUUCGUAAAACAUCAAAAUCCGAUCUCGCAAGUUCCUGUCUUAUUCAUGCAAUCAAUCCUAAAAGGGAUCUCAAGAAAACUGGUUUAUUGGAGUUUUUAAUUGAUAAAAUUGAUGAACCCGAAAAUUCUUUUAAGGAGGCAUUAGAUUAUCAUAAAGUUGGAUUCAAGUUCAAUGCCAAAACUAUUAAAUUAACAAAAGAAAUUAGAUCUUUAGCG
This is a messenger RNA of Funneliformis caledonium, 234 nucleotides long. The record is from the annotation of a GenBank genome assembly. Lineage: Eukaryota; Fungi; Glomeromycota; Glomeromycetes; Glomerales; Glomeraceae.